GUCCGUAAAGCGCUAAGGUCUUGUAACGAUGAGGUAAAUGACCACGUCUGGCCCGCCAAACUCCAAAGGUCACGGCGGCAACAACAUGAGCCGGCAAAACGCCGGACGCGGUAAUUCACGGGAGUGGAGCCGGAACGGUGGCCAAUCGGCAAGAGACGAGCAGCAAGGCGGCCGCGGCGGCCAGCGCCAGCGUUUCUGCGAGCUUUGCCAGUGCUGGGUCGGAACCACUGUAUGGCCGGGCCAUGUAGCGGGCAUCCGCCACCGCCGCCAGGUGGCCAGCGUGGCGCUCCACGGCGAGCCGGGCCACCUGGUCAUGUCGGUGUUCGAGCCGGCGCCGCCCGCACACUACCAGGGCCGUGACCCGGUGGCAGCGGCGGUUGCGCAGCAGCAGCUCCAUGACCUAGCUCUGAAUCCUGAAGGGGUGAUGGAGGCACAGGCCGAGCUGGCGGCAGCUGCCGUGGCGGGCGGAAGGGGGCGGCAGCCGGGAGGCAGCGGGCGAGGUGGCGGAGGCAGGGGAGCUGCGGAUGCCGCGCCGAGGCGGCCGCACUCUCAGGCGUUUGCGGAGCUGCAGCGGCGCAAGGAGCAGCGCGCGUCACGUGCUGGCGGCCCCGCGCCCUUCCCCUUCCCCGGACCUGACGGCCCUCGGCCCCGGUCCGGCGGCGCCAGCCGGCCCGCAGCCGCCGGUCUGUCAGACCUGGACCGCCACCUCGCAGCCCUCGCCGCCACCACCUCAGCAGCUGCGGCAGCGGCCGGCGCCUAUCGCUGCCGACCCUCGCCCGCCGCCGCGGCCGCGGCCGCCGCCGCCGCCUUCCUCCGCUUCGCCCCCAGCGGGGAACAGCUGUCGGCGCUGUCCACCGCUGCGGCGCGUGAGGCGCUGCAUCACACCGGCACGUACACGCGCCUGUACCACGGCACUAUGGCGCUGCUGGGCGAGGAUGCGCUCCAGAGGGCGGCUGAGACGCUGCCGGUGGAGCUGGGGCGGUAUCUGGUGGCGCUGCAGGGCUGGGAGGAGGCAGAGCACCGGAGGCUGGGGCUGGCGGCGGGAGGGGUGCCAGGACAGCAGCAGGAGGGGAGCGGCAAAGCUGACAUGGGGGAACGAGAAGAGGAAGACGGCACUGGCGCCAGUAGCAGCACCAGCAGCGACGAGAGCGAGGAUGAGAGCAGCAGCAACAGCAGCAGCAGCGGCGACGAGGAGGAGUCGAGCGAGGAGGACUCAAGCAGCGACAGUGAGGACAGCAGCGACGAGGACGCGGCGGCGACACACGGUGGGCGGCGGCGGCAGCUGCCGCAGCAGCCUGCAGUGCUACCACACCCGGCCCUGCAUCUGGGCCCUGCGGAGCUGCUGGUGCUGUCCAUUCACCCACUGCUGGCGCCCGGACCGCUGGCGCUUGGAGCGGGGGUGGCGGCGGUACCGGGGUCAGCUGCACCAGGGCCGUCAGCAGGUGGAGCCGCAGCAGUGGCGGCGGGUGCGAACACGGCGAAGGCGGCGGCGGUACCUGCCAGUGCCAAAGCGCAUGCAGGCCGUGGGCCAGGAGCUGGCAGCCAAGUGCGGCAGCGCGUGGCGGGCGGGCAGGCUGCGGUGGCUUCCCGGGCCGCUGCCGCAGGCGCUGCCAAGCCAUCUGGGUCAGGGCCGAAGGCAGGACCGGGAACAGCUGAAGCAGCCGGAUCAGGAGCGGGGGUCUUGCCGCGCUGGCGGUUGCAGCUGCCGCUGCGGCGGCUGCAUCUGGAGCUGCCGUUCCGGCCGCAAGGUAAGGAGGCCGCUGCCACCACCAUCGCCCUGUGUGUGCUGAUGGCGGCGCUACGCCGCCACGCGCCACCGUCAUUACCACAGAGUGGCACCGGCGCUGCCGGCAGCGCGCUAGUAACAGGAGCAACGCGUGGAAGCGGAGGCGCAGCUGCAAGCGGCGGCAGCAGUAGCAGUGGCAACGGGGCCCGCCGGCGGCGUGCUCGGAGCCAUGGGCCGGAGGAGCGUGGGGCCGGAGGCGGGGCAGGGGAAGGUGCGCGGGCGCCUGGCGAGGGCGUGCCUGUUUGGCCUGACCCCAUGCGACCGGCGGCAGCGGAGUUGGAGAGUGUGGCACUGACCCUGUCAGCCGGCGAGUACAUGGAGGUUGUGGCCCAGAGCGGCCCGCAGCGCCUGAGUCACCUGGUGCCGCUGUGGGGCCACGUGUUGACCGGGCUGGCGGCGCUGGCGGCUGCGCGGCCGGGUCUGGUAGAGGUGGGGCUGUCAUGGCCGCCGGGGGUAGUGGCGGCAGCGGCGCUGGAGCGACUGCAGCGGGCGGCGGCAGACCCGGGUCCGGUGCGGGCGCGGCGGCUGGCGGUGCUGAUGGGAGCACACCCCAGGCUGGGUAUGGCCAGCCCUGUGCGGCUGCUGCCGGCCGAGGUGCUGGAGCUGGUGCUGCAGGCCGCUCUACCACUCAGUCGCCCGCCCCUGCCGCCGGGCCGGACAGCAGCAGCGGCCCCAGCAGGCCUGCACAGGGGUGCCAGCGGGGGGCCUGCUGUUGCUCCUACGCCUGCCGCCACUGCCGCCGCCGUCACUGCUGCCGCUACCCGCACCGCCGUGCGGCUGUCGGUGCCGGAGUGGAUGCCGGCUGCUGCUGUGGCAGCGGCGGCGCCGGCCCCUGGCGACCAGCACGCGGCAUUGGCAGCGGCGAUGCUGGCAGGGGCCCAACAUGGCGGGGGGUUGGGUGUGGCACAGCCAAUGGACGUGUGGGCGCCGCCGCAGGCACCUCAGCAGCACCAGCACCAGCACCACCAGGCUCAUCAAGCUGGGGCCGGAGCCGCAGGAGCAGGCGGUGGUGUAGGGGCAGCGGGUCUUGGGCUUGGAGGAGGUGGAGGUGGCGGAGGCGGCGGUGGCGGUCCAGGGGGCGCCCUCGCGGCGGCAGGGCCAGCGUUGCCGGCUGGCCUUGCGCCUGACGUGGCUGCUGCUGCGCGCUGGCUGCUGUAGAGGCCUGGGCUGUGUGGCCUAGGUGGGUCAACGCAAAGGUUCCGCUUCUGCGUUAUUCUGUUCAGAGGUGCCUUCAGAAUUUUGAUCGAGGAGGAACCCCAAGCUUUUUGUUGUGGGCUGCGUGCAAGGUUGUUGCUGGGCCGGUGCCGUGCGGGCGCGUGCAGCUCAGGCAGGAAGUCUGACCGCUUGCAGCACUUGCGAACGCGAACUGCAAAUACGGUAGUCGUAAAAGCAAGUCCGACCCUCUCUUCGUUAUUACCGUACACCAUCGUAAUGGCUUGGAACGAUAUGGGUUUUCUACCCGCAGUUGUGCCAGAGGCGUAUGGACCAGGGGGGGGGUAGAAAGCUCAGAUUCUUACCCCAUGCUCAAAAUUACAGAGCUUUAGGAGAGCAUUAUGCACGUACUUUUAGUUUCUUAAGGGGGUGUCUGGUGAGGAAGUUCUGGGCCGCCAAAGUUGGGGGGUCGGUCCUCGUCCCUGGGGGUCCGUCGGGUUUCGGGAGCCCAUCCCGGCGGAUUUCGGGAAGCGCCCCACAAGCAGAACUAGGGGCCAAACGCAGCAGUACGAGGCUCAUAUGUGCACGUUAUGACGUAAUAAGCACAAACAAAGCGUGGGAGGGCUAAGUUGCGCGUCCGGGCGUGGACAUGUCAGGACAUGUCUCCACAUUCAACACAUGCGCACUGACACAGCUUGGCUCUGAAGCGCUGGUGCGCUCGAGUUCACGUCUAACAAGGCUGCCGGUGCACAUUGUCCAUUCGUCACGCGGCAGAGAGUUGAGCGCGGGGUGGUCUGGGUCGAGGGGAUUGCCAUGGAUAGGAUCCCGCCGGUGACCGAAGUCUCAGAACAGGACCGCUGAUGACACGGAGUGAUAGUGCUCGUCAAGAGGAGUCGAUUGACACCACUUUGGUAUUAAAUGGAGGGGUUUUAACCCCUGAACA
Molecule: messenger RNA, 3881 nt
Organism: Chlamydomonas reinhardtii
Lineage: Eukaryota; Viridiplantae; Chlorophyta; Chlorophyceae; Chlamydomonadales; Chlamydomonadaceae
Exons: 4
Coding region: 38-2944 (968 amino acids)
Source: RefSeq, a predicted model, not a curated record